AUGAAGAUCCCAUGGCCGCAACUCUUUGAGGAUGGGGAUGUUCGGACCUUCCUGGAGGACUUUGAGGAAGUUGCGGAGGCUGCCGGGCUGGAGACCGAUCGGGGUAAGUUGGCAGCGCUGAAGACCCUCCUCAGGGGCCGGGCGAAGGCGGCCCUGGAUGCGGCCAGAAGAGGCUCUCGGAAGAUGGACUGGGCCGCCGCGAAGGAAGUCCUUGCAGCGGAGUUCGACGCGCCGGCCGACCACCAGGAGGCUAUGAGGCGGUUCAAGACGGCCAGGAUGGCACCCAGACCGGUCCCGACCGUAUUCUUCGCCGGCCUGCAGCAGUUGUUGGAUCGCGCUUUGCCGACGCUGAACGGAGUGUCGCGACACCAGUUGCUGUCGGAUCAGCAAAAUGUCUGCCUAGGAGCCAGGACAGUCACCCGCUGUGAUUUGUCGGAUGCUGUAGAAUUCGGUGCAGAUGCAGUGGACAUAAGUGAUGCAUUCGCGUCGCGCUUAGAAUUCCUGUCCACGGAGUGUUCCGAUGUAGCGGAUGUCCUUGACGAUGGGCAGGGUGCAACUGAUGCUAUUGAGGGUUCCCAGCGAAGAUCACCCGGCAACUUGUCAUCUGAUCGUGUCCGAGUCACGGGAAUGGUCCAAAGCACCUCUGAUAAAUUAUUCCACUUUGUACUCAUCACAUCGCCAGAGAACGGCAGCACUUCUGUCGAGGCAUUCAAAACAAAACCAUCCGUAGACUGA
This is a messenger RNA of Opisthorchis viverrini, 735 nucleotides long. RefSeq lists its product as hypothetical. The coding region runs from base 1 to 735 and encodes 244 amino acids. The record is from RefSeq and is a predicted model, not a curated record. Lineage: Eukaryota; Metazoa; Platyhelminthes; Trematoda; Opisthorchiida; Opisthorchiidae. The transcript has 3 exons.